AUGCCAAUCCAAAAGAUUGUGGAUUUUUUCUUGAAGGAGGUGGUCAGGUACGAGAAUGAGAAGGAUCCAAAUGCAAUUUCAUGGUGUAAAGCAAUAGGCUCCAUGGGUGAAACCAUAAGUUUCAAGGGAGAAAUGUCUUCGUGCUUCUGGCAAUAUUUCCUGGAAUCUGGGAGGAAAAAAUUGUUUGAAUACAACAAAAUGAACAAAACCAAAAUAAAAGUAGUACGAGGACACACUAUAAAAGCAGGUGAUCUGGAGAAUUUA
This is a messenger RNA of Ostertagia ostertagi, 264 nucleotides long. The record is from the annotation of a GenBank genome assembly. Lineage: Eukaryota; Metazoa; Nematoda; Chromadorea; Rhabditida; Trichostrongylidae.